AUGAAGAAGAGCAAGAAGAAAGCCCAGAAAGAGAAGAUAGAGAGCAGUUUGGAGGAACAGCUAUCAGAGAAGGGCUGCAGGGAGGAGAGCAUACCCUCUGGUUUCAAAGAUUCUGACCCCCAGCCCUCAAAGGUGAAGAAAAGAAAAGAAGACCAUGAAGAAGAGGGAGAAGAAAACCAGAAGGAGAGGAGAGAGAGCAGUUUGGAGAAACAGCUGCCAAAGAAGGGCUGCAGGGAGGAGAGCAUACCCUCUGGUUUCAAAGAUUCAGACCCCCAGCCCUCAAAGGUGAAGAAAAGAAGAAAAGAACAUGAAGAAGAGGGAGAAGAAAACCAGAAGGAGAGGAGAGAGAGCAGCUUGGAGAAACAGCUGCCAGGUAAGGGCUGCAGGGAGGAGAGCAUACUUUCUGGUCUCAAAGAUUCAGAUCCGCAGUCCUCAAAGGUGAAGAAAAGUGAAGACCACGAAGAAGAGGAAGGAAAAAAACAGAAGAAGAAGAGAGAGAGGAGUGUAGAUGACCAUCUGCAGGUUGAGUGCUACAGGGAGAAGAAACAGAGAAGGCAGGAGACUGAUGAAGGAGAAGCUGGACCUGUGAGUGCAGAAGCUCAACCUUCAAGGCUAAACCCGCUCAGUAUCUCCAGUUACAACUUCUACUCUAAGUUGGGAGCAGGAGGAUAUGGCAAAGUAAUGCUGGCUUCGUUAGGAGACAGGAGGCCAUAUGUGGCUGUAAAAUCUGUCGGCAAACCAGAGCUCCCAGAUUACAGCUGCCUUCUCUCUGAGUCUCAAGUGCUGAACAUCGGCAGACACAGCCCAUUUCUUUGCCAAGGCUUUGCCGCUUUUCAAACCCAGUGGCAUGCCUUCUUUGUAAUGGAGUACCUGAGUGGGGGAAGCCUUGAGGAUGAGCUGAUGCGACACGGGACGCUGCCCAUAGAGAGAGUACGGUUCCACUCUGCGGAGAUGAUUUGCGGCCUACAAUACCUGCACGGCCUCGGGAUUAUCCAUCGAGACAUCAAACCCAUGAAUGUUCUAUUGGACCAUCAAGGACACGUUAAAAUCUGUGACUUUGGCCUGGCAAAGCAAAGCAUCUUUGAUGGUGACCUAACAACUGGCCGGGCCGGAACCAUAGAAUACAUGGCGCCAGAGAUGCUGAACAGAAAAACAUACAAUGCAGCAGUAGACUGGUGGUCAUUUGGCAUCACCAUCUGCAAAAUAACCACUGGAAUGUCACCGUUUCACAACAGCGGGAACAUGGAUCAGCUCAUUUGUUCCAUCAAAAACCAUGAACCCAAUAUACCCGACUGGCUGGAUGAAGAUCUAAAACAUCUUCUGGGGCAGCUACUAGAAAAGAAUCGGAAGCAACGCCUUGGUGUUCGAGGAAACAUCAGAUGCCACCCAUUCUACAAAGCUAUUGAUUGGGCGGCGCUGGAAGAGGAAGGAUUGCAACCCCCUUACCAGCCGAGAACACCAUCACCAGACCUAUUCCAGCCGUGUAAAGAGAAGCUGUCAUUCCUGGAGUACAAGGAGGAUGAAGGAACAUCAGGGGGCAGUGACACCAUUGCCGGCUUCUCAUUUCAAAGUUCCACCUGGCUGACGUAAGUAUGUGUAGGAGUUUAAUCCAGCCAAUAAAAACAAUUUACUAUUCCAUCAGCACAGGUUUUAUGGGACAGUGGACAUAAUUGUGGGCUGCAAGAACUUUUCCGCUUGCUGCAUGAAGGCCAGAUCAUCUCUUGCGAUUCCUGCUUCAACCAUCGGCUCCACCUUCACCUGGGAUUCCAUCUUCCAGGGUAUGAGACUGCUGGGUAACAUCAGGCCUAGAAUUAUGAGGGGCAGUCACUCAUUUGGCACAUCACACGUAAGUAUAGGUGGGUAUCUUUAUGUGAGUGAACGUGAGAUAUGAAAGGAUAAGGGUGUAACAGAAGGCAAAGCAGAGUCUAAGAUCACAGCCUGCUUUGUCUUCCUGCACAUCAUGUCUAUGGAACCAAUACCCUGUUAGUUAUUUAUAUAGUUCUAAAGUUCUCAUAGUUGGGUAGAAAUCCAGAUCAAGGGUUUUUUUCCAUCUGA
Xenopus laevis (African clawed frog) is the source of this 2055-nucleotide messenger RNA. RefSeq names its product protein kinase C delta type-like. NCBI's taxonomy places the organism in Eukaryota, Metazoa, Chordata, Amphibia, Anura, Pipidae. The record is from RefSeq and is a predicted model, not a curated record. Bases 1 to 1590 code for a protein of 529 amino acids. The transcript has 9 exons.